This is a messenger RNA of Rotaria sordida, 1674 nucleotides long. Lineage: Eukaryota; Metazoa; Rotifera; Eurotatoria; Philodinida; Philodinidae. The record is from the annotation of a GenBank genome assembly.
AUGUUUGUAACUUUGUUCACUGAUCUUCCUGAUCUUGUUAUUCUUAAUAUUCUUCGUUAUCUUUCACCUUUUGAUGCAAUUCAAGCAUUUUAUAAUAUUGAUAAUAAUACGGAACGAAUUUUAAAUCUUUUAAUUGAAGGUCAAUGUUUUUCAACUAUUCAUCAUUUUCGUUUAUCUUUAUUUAAUUUUGUUUGUGAUUAUGUUUUAUCACGUAUUGGUAAUAAACUUUCUCAUUUAACUCUAUAUGAUCAUCAACUUGGAUUAGCUCAUAAAAAACAAAUUCUUUUAUAUUUAACAAAUAUUUUAUCACUUCAUUUAAUAAAUAUAGUUGAAAUAACAGAAAAUGAUAAUCAUCUUUCAUAUUUUUUACAUAAACAAUUAAAAAAUCUUACAAUUAAAUUUCUUAGUGAAAAUCAUAUUGAAGCUCAAGCUUAUGUAUGUGAACAAUUUAUAUUUAAUAAAAAAUCUGAAAAUUUAAUUGAUUGUUGUUUAUUAAAUAAUUAUGGUAUACAACUUCAACAUUUAACUUUAUUUCCAAAUAAUUCUAUUGAAAAAAUGACAGUACAAUUAAAACAAUUAUCAGAUUUACAUGUACUUUUUGAUCAUUUAUUGAAUAUAAAAAUUUUAAAUAUUGAACUUUGUCGAUGGACUAUUGAAGAUAUUAAAUAUGAUUAUACAAAAUUACCAAAAAAACUUUCUCAUUUAAUUGAAUUUUCUCUUAAAAGUGAACAUAUAUUAAGUUUUAAUCAAAUAAUAACAAUUAUUCGUUAUCUUAUUCAUUUAAAAAAACUUUCAUUUAUUUAUCGAAAUUAUGAUGAAUAUGGUAUUGAUAUAAAUCAACUUGAAUUAACAUUAAAUUAUCUUAAAAAUUUAACACAAUUUCAUUUUAUUAUUAAAUUUAUAUAUUUUAAUCUUAAUCCAAAAUUAACAUUUGAAAAUAAUAUUCAAUUUAAACAACAAUGGAAUAUACAUACAUAUAAAAAUUCAUUAUAUAAAAAUUAUCUUGCAUAUACACAACCAUUUAUAAAUCGAAAAUAUUCAAUUUCAACUGAUAUUCUAUUUCAAGAUAAUUCAAUAGAUUUUUCAUCAAUAACUAAUUUAAGUUUAAUAACACAUACAAAACAACUUUCAAUUUUACCUUUUAUACAUUUAUUAAAUAGUAAUUUUCCAUCAAUUACUCAUCUUCAUAUUGUAGAUUCAUUUGGUAUUGAAGAUAAUAAUAAUUAUGAUUUUAAAUUACCUAAAAUUCAUUCAUUUGAUGCAUCUGAAUUAAAAAUAUCGAAUUUAUUUCAAAUAUUUUUACAAUCAAUGCCUAAUUUAAUUUAUCUUCAUGUAAAUUUAAAUGUUUUAUUAACUUAUGAUCUUAAAUUAUUGUUAACAAAAAAUAAAAUCAAACAUCUCGAAUUAAUAACAAAUAAUUUAGAUGAAAUUAAUAAUAUUUUAUUUUAUUUUUCAUCUUUAGAACAUUUAGUUAUCAAUAGUAAGAAACAAUCAAAUCAAUAUACACGAAAAUAUCUUCAAAUUAUAUUCGAUUGGUUUCAUAUAUGUUCUCAAUUGUAUAUAAUUCAUGUCAAAGCACACAAACUAUCUGAUUUAUUUUAUUUAGUUCAUACGGAAAGUGAUGAAACUAUACAUGUACAAUAUUCGAGUGAAAUGCUUACUGUAUGGAAAUGA